AUGGAGAGACUAGGAGAUGAUGUACUGGCCUUGAUUUUCCACCGGAUCCAAGACCGAAAUGACAGAAAGUCAUGUUCUCUAGUUUGCAAGCAAUGGUUCAUAAUCGAGGGCAUGACAUCUUCAAAUCUCCGCGUUUUCGAGCCCAACCUUCUCCGAAACUUCCUUCCCAGGUACCCAAAUCUUCUUAAAUUCGAAUGUUCUGAGGUAAUCUCGAAUUCCCAUGUCGAAUUUUUGGCCCAGACGUGCCCAAUAAUUCAGUCAUUGAACCUGAAUUUCAAGGAAAAAACUCAACUUUAUUAUGAAACGGAUGAUAAUCUGAGCUUUGAUGAUUUUGAUGAUGAGGGUCUGCGUGCUAUUGCAAAGGGCUGUUGUGAUUUAAACUCGGUUUUAUUGAGGAAAAGAAGUGGUGUAGGAGAUGCUGGGGUUUCUUCACUGGUUAAUUUUGCGCACAAUUUGAGGGUUUUGGACUUGAGUUACUGUCGAAGGGUUACUGAUGAAGGGCUUAGAUCUAUUGGGACAGCCAAUUCUUUGGAGAGUUUGAAUUUGCAGGGUUGUUGCUUGAUAUCGGACUUGGGUUUGAAGUCCCUAGCUUUAGGGCCUUUGUGUCAUACCUUAAAGAAAUUGAUGAUUGCUGAAUGUGAUCGGAUUUCAGACUCUGGGGUUGAGAGUUUGAUGAAAUUGAGUUGUUUGGAGGGGUUAGAUUUGGGGGACUGUGGGCCAAAAGUGACUGACAUUAGUGCAAGAGCUUUUGCUGCAAUGAGAAAUCUGAUGAGAUUGAAUUUAUCCUGGCUUGUAAAUGUAUCGGAUCAAACGCUUAUAUCUUUGGCUCAAAAUUGCAAGAACUUGACGUCCCUUAAUUUGACAGGUUGUGAAUUCGUUACUGGUAAUGGGAUUUGCUCCUUCCAGAAUCACGAAUCAUUGAAAGAGCUUAUUUUGAGAUAUUGUAAAAAUCUCUUGGUUUCUGAUUUGGUGUAUUUGGUGCAUGGAUGCGAGACGCUAGAGCGGAUCGUGCUUGAUCGAGCACUGAAGAUAUGGAUUCCCGCACUAGCGGAUCAUAAUAUUCUGUUUGUGUUAAUGGCUGACUUUUGGUACAGACAUCAUGAUUAUCUGCUUCAGGUUGGAAUGGUUUUCGGGAGGAUCCUGGACUGGAUUUCAGGGACUAUUCUAUUUGUGUUAAUAGCUGAUUUCUACAGACAAAUACUAUGUUCCACUGGUUUUUGA
Ipomoea nil (Japanese morning glory) is the source of this 1221-nucleotide messenger RNA. RefSeq names its product F-box/LRR-repeat protein 4-like. The record is from RefSeq and is a predicted model, not a curated record. Gene Ontology annotation, cellular component: SCF ubiquitin ligase complex. Gene Ontology annotation, molecular function: protein binding. The coding region runs from base 1 to 1221 and encodes 406 amino acids. Lineage: Eukaryota; Viridiplantae; Streptophyta; Magnoliopsida; Solanales; Convolvulaceae. The transcript has 3 exons. Gene Ontology annotation, biological process: SCF-dependent proteasomal ubiquitin-dependent protein catabolic process.